Symphalangus syndactylus (siamang) is the source of this 4546-nucleotide messenger RNA. RefSeq names its product WD repeat domain 11 (gene WDR11). NCBI's taxonomy places the organism in Eukaryota, Metazoa, Chordata, Mammalia, Primates, Hylobatidae. Gene Ontology annotation, molecular function: protein binding. The record is from RefSeq and is a predicted model, not a curated record. Gene Ontology annotation, cellular component: cytoplasm.
GAACGGAAGCACAGUGUCCGCCGCUUCCUGGUUGCUGGUCAGCGCCGAGGGCCUGGGCUGGCAGCCGGGAUGUUGCCCUACACAGUGAACUUCAAGGUGUCGGCGCGCACCCUCACGGGGGCCCUCAACGCCCACAACAAGGCGGCGGUGGACUGGGGCUGGCAAGGUUUAAUUGCUUAUGGAUGUCAUUCACUUGUGGUAGUGAUUGAUUCCAUUACUGCCCAAACUCUUCAAGUUUUAGAAAAGCAUAAAGCUGAUGUUGUCAAGGUUAAAUGGGCCAGGGAAAACUAUCACCAUAACAUUGGCUCACCAUAUUGCUUGCGCUUAGCUUCUGCUGAUGUCAAUGGGAAGAUCAUCGUCUGGGAUGUAGCAGCAGGAGUAGCUCAGUGUGAGAUCCAAGAGCAUGCCAAGCCUAUCCAGGAUGUUCAGUGGUUGUGGAAUCAAGAUGCUUCCCGCGAUUUACUGCUUGCUAUCCACCCGCCAAAUUACAUUGUGCUCUGGAAUGCUGACACUGGCACCAAACUAUGGAAGAAGAGCUACGCAGAUAACAUUCUUUCUUUUUCUUUUGACCCUUUUGAUCCCUCACAUUUAACUUUGCUCACCAGCGAGGGUAUUGUUUUCAUCUCAGACUUCUCCCCAUCCAAGCCUCCCUCAGGCCCUGGGAAAAAAGUUUACAUAUCCAGCCCACACUCUAGCCCAGCUCAUAACAAGCUGGCCACAGCCACAAGUGCCAAGAAAGCUCUAAAUAAAGUAAAAAUUUUAAUCACUCAAGAGAAACCUAGUGCUGAAUUCGUAACUCUCAAUGAUUGCCUUCAGUUGGCAUACCUGCCUUCAAAAAGGAAUCACAUGUUGUUGCUCUAUCCUCGAGAGAUUUUAAUCCUUGACCUCGAGGUGAAUCAGACGGUGGGUGUGAUUGCAAUAGAACGCACAGGAGUUCCAUUUUUACAGGUAAUACCCUGCUUUCAGCGUGAUGGUUUAUUUUGUCUACAUGAAAAUGGUUGUAUAACUUUACGUGUUCGAAGAUCUUAUAAUAACAUUUUUACCACUUCAAAUGAGGAACCAGAUCCAGAUCCAGUUCAGGAGCUUACCUAUGAUUUACGAAGCCAGUGUGAUGCAAUCAGGGUGACAAAAACCGUCCGUCCCUUCAGUAUGGUGUGCUGUCCUGUCAAUGAGAAUGCAGCCGCCCUCAUAGUGAGUGAUGGAAGGGUCAUGAUAUGGGAACUCAAGUCUGCAGUUUGUAAUCGAAAUUCACGGAACAGUAGUUCUGGUGUGUCACCUUUAUAUUCACCAGUGUCUUUCUGUGGAAUUCCUGUAGGAGUGCUACAGAAUAAACUCCCAGACCUUUCCUUAGAUAACAUGAUUGGGCAAAGUGCAAUUGCUGGGGAAGAACAUCCCAGAGGUUCAAUUCUGCGGGAAGUGCACCUCAAGUUCCUGCUGACGGGACUGCUUUCAGGACUGCCUGCACCACAGUUUGCUAUUCGUAUGUGUCCACCGUUGACCACAAAAAACAUCAAGAUGUAUCAGCCACUGCUGGCUGUUGGUACAGGUAACGGUUCUGUCCUAGUGUACCAUCUCACCAGUGGUCUGCUACACAAGGAGUUAAGCAUCCACUCAUGUGAAGUCAAGGGUAUUGAAUGGACAAGCUUGACUAGUUUUCUUUCUUUUGCUACCUCAACACCAAACAAUAUGGGAUUAGUGAGAAAUGAACUUCAACUGGUUGAUCUUCCAACAGGUAGGAGCAUUGCUUUUCGUGGUGAAAGAGGCAAUGAUGAAUCUCCCAUCGAAAUGAUUAAAGUAUCUCAUUUGAAGCAGUAUUUGGCAGUCGUAUUCAGAGAUAAACCCCUGGAGCUAUGGGAUGUUAGGACUUGUACCCUUCUUAGAGAAAUGUCCAAAAACUUCCCUACAAUAACUGCUUUGGAGUGGUCACCAUCUCACAACUUGAAGAGCCUGAGAAAGAAGCAACUUGCUACUCGAGAGGCCAUGGCCCGCCAGACCGUAGUCUCAGACACAGAGCUGAGUAUUGUUGAAUCAUCUGUGAUCAGCUUGCUGCAGGAGGCAGAAAGUAAAUCUGAACUUAGUCAGAACAUCUCUGCCCGGGAACAUUUUGUAUUUACCGAUAGUGAUGGCCAAGUUUAUCAUCUCACUGUUGAAGGAAACUCAGUAAAAGAUAGUGCUCGGAUUCCACCAGAUGGAAGUAUGGGUAGUAUUACCUGCAUCGCUUGGAAAGGUGAUACAUUAGUGCUUGGAGAUGUGGAUGGAAAUUUAAACUUCUGGGACUUGAAAGGCAGAGUAUCCAGAGGAAUACCUACACACCGAAGUUGGGUGAGGAAGAUUCGUUUUGCUCCUGGUAAAGGAAAUCAAAAAUUAAUAGCAAUGUACAAUGAUGGAGCUGAAGUGUGGGAUACUAAAGAGGUUCAGAUGGUGAGCAGUUUAAGAAGUGGCAGAAAUGUGACCUUUCGUAUAUUGGAUGUGGACUGGUGUACAUCAGAUAAAGUGAUCUUGGCCUCAGAUGAUGGGUGCAUCAGAGUCCUAGAGAUGUCUAUGAAGUCUGCGUGCUUUAGAAUGGAUGAACAAGAGUUAACCGAGCCUGUGUGGUGCCCCUAUCUCCUUGUUCCAAGGGCCUCUCUUGUCUUGAAAGCCUUCUUAUUACACCAGCCUUGGAAUGGACAGUAUUCUUUGGACAUUUCUCAUGUUGACUAUCCAGAAAAUGAAGAAAUAAAGAAUCUCCUCCAAGAACAGUUGAAUUCAUUGUCUAAUGACAUAAAGAAACUGUUGCUUGAUCCAGAAUUCACUCUCUUGCAGAGGUGCCUGCUUGUUUCAAGGCUCUAUGGUGAUGAAUCGGAGCUGCACUUCUGGACUGUCGCUGCCCACUACCUGCACAGCUUAUCCCAGGAAAAGUCAGCCAGCACAAUAGCUCCUAAAGAAGCUGUUCCUCGAGACAAACUGAGCAACCCACUGGAUAUAUGCUAUGAUGUGCUCUGCGAAAAUGCCUACUUUCAGAAAUUUCAGCUAGAAAGGGUUAAUCUACAGGAAGUGAAACGGUCAACUUAUGAUCAUACAAGGAAAUGUACAGACCAGCUACUACUCUUGGGUCAAACAGACAGAGCUGUGCAGUUGCUGUUGGAAACAAGUGCAGAUAAUCAGCAUUAUUACUGUGAUUCAUUGAAAGCCUGUUUAGUCACUACUGUCACCUCAUCAGGCCCCUCUCAGAGCACCAUUAAGUUGGUAGCAACGAAUAUGAUUGCCAAUGGCAAAUUGGCAGAGGGCGUUCAGUUGCUCUGCCUGAUAGACAAGGCUGCAGAUGCCUGCCGCUACCUGCAGACAUACGGCGAGUGGAAUCGGGCGGCAUGGCUGGCAAAAGUCCGUUUGAAUCCUGAGGAGUGUGCCGAUGUUUUAAAGCGGUGGGUUGACCACCUUUGUUCUCCACAAGUCAAUCAGAAAUCAAAGGCUCUCCUGGUCCUCCUCUCUCUGGGCUGCUUUUUCAGCGUGGCAGAGAUGCUUCACAGCAUGAGAUACUUUGAUAGAGCGGCCUUAUUUGUGGAAGCUUGCCUCAAGUAUGGAGCAUUUGAAGUCACUGAGGACACAGAGAAACUCAUCACUGCUAUAUAUGCAGAUUAUGCCCGGAGUUUGAAGAACCUCAGUUUUAAGCAGGGAGCAGUUCUCUUUGCUUCAAAAGCCGGAGCAGCUGGCAAAGACUUAUUGAAUGAGCUUGAGUCCCUCAAGGAAGAACCCAUCGAAGAGUGACAGCUUAAUAAAUGCCAGGGAAUCUGACCUGGAAGGCAGAUGGGAGGGGCUGGUCUGGCUGUGGUCACCGUCACAGUCCAGGAUGAAGAGGAAUACGGGGUCCUGUGAGCUGUUUGACCACUGUUCUAAGGCUAUGUGUGCCCAAAAGCACAUGAGCAUCUAUGUGGAGAGUAAGUUUAUAUCCUGUGUUGGUCUCAGAAAGAAUGUGAAUGCUUAAGAUUUUGAAAGUACAUAAUAUUUUAUACUUUUGGAGAGAGCUUUAAGAGUCCCUGGAAAUACUUUUUAAUUUUUUUAACUUAAAAUUCAAGAGACUGAAUCACUUUUCUCAUUGAUUAAAUGUAAAGAUGAUUGAGAAACCUAUAAUAAAUGAAAGUUGUGAGAUGUUGUCUCAAAUAUACGCUGUGCCUGUACUUAUAUACAGUCUUUCAAGAUACAAACAAGGCAGAAACAUUUAAACUAGUAUUAAAGAUAGCUUACCAAAGCAUUUUUUGUUUUCUUACCUUGAAAACACAGAACUGUUAAUUCCUUGGUUUAAGCAGUCGCUAAGUUUUGUAAUUUUAGGCUCAGAGGCUCAUAGGAGGUUUUAAGAUUUAUGUUUAGUCCGAUAGGUGAGGUCUUUGAUAUUUCGAAUUUUAAUUCCUUUUAUGAUACAUCACAGUAACCUCAUUUUUGAAGUCUUUGUACUUUAAUGUUCUCUCUGAUCUAACAGUUGAAGUAUGAGGUGUAACUAUUAUAAAUUAUUGCUGAAAACGUAAAUAUCUGUAGCUUACAAACAUGAUAAAUAAAUUAAAAAUUCCCUCCA